UUCCAUCGUCAUUUGUUGUAGACGCGUGAAGUGGAUGAGGUGGAGGGUAGGGUUGGGGACUAUGGGGGCGAGGGCGAGGUUGAUGGAAGGAAGGCGAGGAGAUUGAUCGCAGGUGGCGCUGAGAGCUGAUGCUCUGUGCUCUGAUGGGAGCGUAUUGGCAUUGGAUUCUGCGCAGCACGAGGGCAGGAGACAUGCCCGAAGAUGUUUUACUCGAACAUCUUCUUGCAUCUCGACUUGUUAAUUGCCCUCCUUCGACCUAUCCAGGCUCAAGUACGGAGCAUGCGCUAAGCGGCGUGCUGCCCUUCCGAGCAGCAUAUGUAAUCUCCACUUUCUCUUCUCAAUUUUUGUUGCAUCAUAAUGGGAUUAUAUUUCACUUCACUUACUUCAAUCACAAGUUGUAUGGUAUAAUCUCUCUGAAUUGAUUUCUCUAUCAAAAUCAUAUUGCAAGACCAUGCAAGCAAGCAGGAUCUUGCAAAUGCCAGGCGAACAUAAAUCCCAGCAAAAGUAACGCCGCAGUUGGUCCUUCAAUAUCCAGUCCCAGAGACUGCUAUCUCCAGCACUCAAGCCAU
This is a messenger RNA of Hyaloscypha bicolor E, 569 nucleotides long. RefSeq lists its product as uncharacterized. The record is from RefSeq and is a predicted model, not a curated record. The coding region runs from base 129 to 422 and encodes 97 amino acids. The transcript has a single exon. NCBI's taxonomy places the organism in Eukaryota, Fungi, Ascomycota, Leotiomycetes, Helotiales, Hyaloscyphaceae.